GAAUACAGCGAAACACAGUAACACACAUAGAGAGAUUAAAGAACAAAGAAGUAAGGAGACGCGGACCACCCUUGAGUCCAAGCCACGCCAAUCUUCUCUUUUCUUCUCAUCUUCACCGUCGUCGUUUUCCAUCAGAAAAUGGGAAGAGGAAAGUUCAAGGGAAAGCCCACCGGCCACCGCCACUUCUCAACUCCCGAAGAGCUACUUGCUGGUACUUCUGCUCGUCCUCGUACUUUUAAACAGGAAGAGGCUGAAGUAGAGGAGGAGGAAGAGUCUGAAGAGGAGGUGGAAGAUGAGCAAGAGAAGAAGAAAGGCACUCAGGGAAUUAUUGAGAUUGAGAAUCCCAAUUUGGAAAGAUCAAAGAAUGUGAAGGCUAAAGAUGCUGAUAUGGGGAGAACAACUGAACUCUCGAGGCGUGAAAGUAUAUCUGUGUGCAGAGAAGAGAUAGAGAAGCAAAAAGCGCAUGAGCGAUAUAUGAGGUUACAAGAACAAGGGAAAACUGAACAAGCAAGAAAAGAUUUGGAGCGCUUAGCCCUUAUACGUCAACAGAGAGCAGAGGCUGCAAAAAAGCGAGAGGAAGAGAAGGCUGCCAAAGAGCAGAAAAAAGUUGAAGCUCGCAAGUGAAGUGACUUCCAGAAAGGCUAGUAUUUCAUAUUUCCUUAGAUUUCACUCCCUUCAGAAAUUAAUUAUUUUCUCUUGGGGGCAUCUAAAAUUUUUAUGCUAGCAUACUUUUUGUACCAACAUAUGAACAUUAGUCUUAAUCUUGCAAACUUGGAACAUUAUCUAAGUAGAAAAUUGAGGUUCUGUUUGAUUUAAUAGACUAAGAAAGAUCCUUUCUUGGGCUUAUACGUUUCUUGUUCAUUUCAUUAUUCUGAUAUGUGUCUUUUGCCUUUGCAAAUAGUGCGAUUUGGUAACAAUGAUUGUCUUGGGUUCCUUCCUGGGAAACUCUCCUAAUAAUUUUAUUUGUACUUUGUACUA
Mangifera indica (mango) is the source of this 978-nucleotide messenger RNA. RefSeq names its product 28 kDa heat- and acid-stable phosphoprotein-like. Gene Ontology annotation, molecular function: RNA binding. Lineage: Eukaryota; Viridiplantae; Streptophyta; Magnoliopsida; Sapindales; Anacardiaceae. The transcript is spliced from 8 exons. The record is from RefSeq and is a predicted model, not a curated record. Gene Ontology annotation, cellular component: cytosol. Bases 139 to 624 code for a protein of 161 amino acids.